GCGGUCGGUAAUGUCAGCGGAACAGGACAAGGAGCCCAUCGCGCUGAAGAGAGUUCGAGGCCAAGGGGCAGCCGGGACCCAGACGCUGCACACCCAAGAAUGACCGUGAGCGCACGAGGCUUCCCAGCGGGACCCCUGAACCGGAAAGCGCCCGAAGGGCCGGAAGUGAUGGCAGCUCCGCGAGCCCUGCUUUCCUAGCAACCGAGCCGGCUUCUUAGCGACGGAAGGUGGCUCCCGCGUCCCCGGUCCCGCCAUGCCGGUGCAGGUGAGCGAGUUCUCCUGGCAGCAGACGCCGGCCGCGGUCUUCCUGUCGCUGCCUCUGCGCGGCGUGAGCGUGCGCGACGCCGACGUGUUCUGCGGGGAAAGUUACCUGAAGGUUAACUUUCCUCCAUUUUUAUUUGAGGUGUUUCUUUACGCUCCCAUAGACGAUGGGAGCAGCAGAGCCAAGAUUGGGAAUGACAUGAUUCUCUUUACAUUGUAUAAAAAGGAACCGGUUAUGUGGGAGACCCUCUCUCUGCCAAGUGUUGACAAAGAGAUGAUGCAGAGAAUAAGAGAAAAAUCUAUUCUGCAAGCACAGGAGAAAGCUAAAGAGGCCACAGAAGCAAAAUCUGCUGCCAAGCGGGAGGACCAGAGAUACGCGCUAGGUGUGAUGAUGAAGAUUGAAGAAGAGGAGAGGAAAAAAAUAGAAGAGAUGAAAGAAAAGGAACGGAAAAAGGCAACCAGAGAACUGGAAGCUUGGAAGGAAUCUCAAAGACAAGCUGAAGAGCCAGCCAGAAUCCCAAGGAAAGAGACAUGCCAUCCGGGAAAGCAAGCUGAAGAGAGGGGAGCACUGAAGCCCCCGAGUUUGCCCAGGAAGGCCCCGCCCGCCCGCCUCCCGGAAAGAGGGAGGAACUGGGAAAACAUAUUUUCUGAGAAGUUAAAGGAAGACAGCAUCCCCGCACCCCGCUCUGCUGGCAGUAUUCAAAUCAGCUUCACCCCUCGAGUGUUCCCAACUGCUCUUCGGGAAUCCCAGGUGGCAGAAGAGGAGGAGUGGCUGCAUAAACAAGCUGAGGCUCGGAGAGCCAUGAGCACCGACCUUCCUGAGUUCUGUGACCUGAAGGAAGAAGAGAAGAAUCCAGACUGGCUGAAGGAAAAAGGAAAUAAAUUGUUCGCAACAGAAAACUACCUGGCAGCGGUUGAUGCAUAUAAUUUAGCCAUACGACUGAACAGAAAGAUUCCAUUAUUGUAUCUGAAUCGGGCUGCUUGCCACCUCAAACUGAGGAACUUACACAAGGCCAUUGAGGACUCAUCUAAGGCAAUAGAACUAUUGACACCACCUGUUUCCGACAAUGCCAAUGCAAGAAUGAAGGCCCAUGUCCGACGAGGUACAGCAUUCUGUCAACUAGAAUUAUAUGUUGAAGGCUUGCAAGAUUAUGAAGCUGCACUUAGGAUCGACCCAGCCAACGCAGUUGUACAAAACGAUGCGGAGAAGAUUCGGAAUAUAAUUCAAGGGACAGCGUUGAAGUCUCAUGACUAGAAGUGGCUAGGCACAGGAGUCACUGUAGUGCUCCAUCACCGUGAAGAGCAAAGUGCUUGCAAUCCUUUGGAAAGGCAGUGCCGAAGAACCAUUUCCAGAGCGAGAAUGGCCUGUCUCUCACCACCUUUGAUCCCAGCACUGGGAGGCAGAGGCAGGUGGGCUC
Molecule: messenger RNA, 1679 nt
Organism: Onychomys torridus (southern grasshopper mouse)
Lineage: Eukaryota; Metazoa; Chordata; Mammalia; Rodentia; Cricetidae
Gene: Dnaaf4
Product: dynein axonemal assembly factor 4
Exons: 10
Coding region: 254-1516 (420 amino acids)
Biological process (GO): heart development; outer dynein arm assembly; cilium movement
Molecular function (GO): nuclear estrogen receptor binding
Source: RefSeq, a predicted model, not a curated record